AUGCCGCCUCUACACUUCCUCCUCUUGCUGCUGGGCGUCUUUGCCUCCUACGCAGCAGCAUCAUCUGCCCCCGUUCUCAUAGCUGCGCCGACGUACUGCAAAUGCACAUGUUUCAAGAACAGCACCCUGAUCCAACUGGGGCCCCAGACAUCGCCAGGCUCUACACCUGGCACGACCACCACGUCCACCGAGACAUUCACGAACUCAAAAAAAAUACAGCAAGUAGAGCAACAACAGCACGGCCUGCGCUCACCCGACCCCGACCUCGGCCCAGACUCUGGCCUCGACACGCGCGCCGCGUCCAGCUCCUGCACCCAGUGCACGAGGGCCUUCUGCCUAUCCCUCGCGCUGCCCAUCUGCAAGGAAGCCGAAGAGACCGACGUCGUGGCCACGUGCUUCCAGCGUGACAGCCGCAAGGACCAGAUCAUUGUAUGGGGCUUCAUAUUGGGCACCGCGGGGCUGCUGGGCUGGGCCGCUGCUAAACGUGUCAUCGAAAUGCGCGCCGGAAAGAAAGCUGCUGCCGCUCUGGGUCUGCCACAUUCUGGACCGGGAGGAGGAGGAGGAAUUCCCGCGCGGGAUAGAGGCGCGUAUAUACCGGUUGCAGGCGAGCGUGGUGGAUGA
Molecule: messenger RNA, 621 nt
Organism: Anthostomella pinea
Lineage: Eukaryota; Fungi; Ascomycota; Sordariomycetes; Xylariales; Xylariaceae
Source: the annotation of a GenBank genome assembly